AUGUGGAAAUCUCUGGAUUUAGUUGAAAUUAUAUUUCGAUUGGGGGAUAUUCCGGCUUUGAGUAAUCAAGUAUUGACUUUAUUGAGAAGAAGUCCAGGACCGAUGGCAUUAUGUCCAGAUUUGCUCUUUCUUGGUGUUUUGCAAAUAAGUAUGCCAAUGACUCAAUUUCGUGUUCAUGUACUUAAAUACCUCGUAUCAGUUUUAUUAUCUGGCCAUUCAAAUGCCGUCCCAGUAUUUCAAUUUGCUUGGAAUUUCGAAAAUCAUCGUGUCCAAAUGCGUCAAAUUUUGUUUGGUUCAAUGGCCGCUUAUUAUUCACAAAAUCCGGAAGACCAAAGCCGUUUAACACGAAUUUUGGAAAUUACACACGAAUUGAAAGGGCUGAGUGAAUUGUUGAGUAUAAAUCAAUUCCCGUUUGUUAUUGACAUGGCUAUUUUGGCUGCGAGAAGGGAUUUUUUGAAAUUGGAUAAAUUUAUUGAAGAUAAAUUAACUGAACACGGUGAGAAGGAAGGAAGAAAUGAAUUAUUUUGGGAGUAGAAAAUACGAAUUAAUUAGUUAAAUUAUUGUCCUGGGUUAGAGGAAGAAUUUUUGUUUUAGGGAUACUCUAGCUGAACAGAGGCAAUCCUGUUUAAGCAAUCCCGAUACUAAUUGUGAAAAAUUCUGUUCGUUAUUCUCAUUUCUUCAAAGCCUUUCUUUUCCUCUUCAAUUAAGGAAAAGAAGAUUCCUCUUCCUCUUACAAACUCUCUCCAAUUGGAACCUCUUCAUUCCCAUUCCAUUCCUUCCUUGUAGACCCUCUUAUCUCCUUUUUGAUUUUAGAAAUUUGUUAAUUUCUCCGCCUUGG
Meloidogyne enterolobii is the source of this 838-nucleotide messenger RNA. Lineage: Eukaryota; Metazoa; Nematoda; Chromadorea; Rhabditida; Meloidogynidae. The record is from the annotation of a GenBank genome assembly.